UCCAUUUUAUGAGAUUCCUUAUCUUCAACAUGGUAUCAGUAGAAAUUGCUUCCGCUUCUCAUUUCUAAUUCGUCAUGGCGGCGCGGCGAGGCGGCGGCGGUGGAGCUGCAAAUCAUGUUCCGCCGGCCGAGGACUUCUCCAGUCCAUAUUUUUUGCAUCCAAGCGACAAUCCAGGUAUUCAAUUGGUGUCUCAAGUGCUUGAUGGCUCCAAUUAUGUCAACUGGAGUCGAUCGAUGUCUACUGCUUUAUUAGCUAAAAAUAAACUGGUGUUUACCAAUGGCACUCUUCCUAAACCUCAAGAUGAUGAUCUCCUCUACCACGCAUGGAUCCGAUGCAAUAGUAUGGUAGUAUCAUGGAUCAGAAAUUCCUUAUCUCCUCAAAUUUGCUCUAGCAUAAUGUACUUAGAUGAUGCCAAAGAGAUCUGGAUAGAUCUGCGCGAUCGGUUCUCUCAAUGCGACUCUGCUCGCAUAUACCAACUCAAGCAGAAAAUCAUGUUUCUAACUCAGGGUGAAGACGAUGUGAAUAGCUACUUCACUAAUCUUCGGAUCGUUUGGGAUGAGUACAAGCACACUCAACCUAUUUCGUGGUGUGUAUGUACAACUUGCAGAUGCCAGAGUUCAACAAAAUGGCAUAAUCAUCAAGAAGCUGAAUGUGUUAUGCAGUUCCUGAUUGGAUUAAACUCCACUUACUCUCAGAUUCGUUCACAUAUACUAUCUAUGGUGCCUUUGCCUACUCUAUCUAAAGCCUUUUCUAUGGUUCUCCAAGAAGAGAGGCAGCGCACCAUAGGGGGGAUCGACUCAUCAAAGCAUACUCACAGCAUACCUCCAUCUCCAAGUGAACAACCUUACUCUACAAAUACUGCUUCUGGAUAUUAUAAUCGGGGAAGAGUUUGCUCUCACUGUGGAAAAACCAACCAUACGGUUGAUAAAUGUUUUGCCUUACACGGUUUUCCACCAAGCUUUGGAAAAGGAAAGUCCAAACCAAAUUACAAUUCCAGAGAUUUUGUUUCUGCUAAAUCUGUGAAUUUUGUUGAUGACAGUUUAGCUGACUCGAAUGAGAAGAGUCCAGUUGGAUCAGCUAUGCCAACUUUUGAUCAGUGUCAACAGCUGAUAGCUCUUUUGCAGAGCCAACUUGCCACUGGACCUCCCUCUACUUCCACUUCAGCCGCACAACAAAGUCCACCUCCUACACAAUCUCCAUCAUCUCCUUUCACAGGGAGCUUCUCAGGACAUUGUGAUUGGGAAGGGUAGAAGAUUGGGGAACCUUUACACUCUAGAUGUCAAUUCUGAUCAAGACAUCUCUCAAGCAUCCUCUGCUCAAAUCUCCAGAAAUCUACCUGCUUUAGAUUCCCACUCUCAGUCAUCUUGUAUCAAUUCUGUUGUUAGUAUUGACAUUUGGCAUAAAAGAUUGGGCCAUUUAUCCUUUGAGAAACUGAAAUUCAUGUCAGAUAUUCUAUCCAUAUCAAAUAAAGUUCAUGAUAUUUGUGAUAUCUGUCCUCUAGCCAAGCAGCAACGUUUAUCUUUUCAUAUAUCUGAGAAUGUUGCUGAAUCUGCCUUUGAUCUUAUCCAUUGUGAUGUUUGGGGUCCUUUCUCCCAUCAUACACAUCAAGGAUAUAGGUAUUUCUUGACAAUAGUGGAUGAUUAUUCCAGGUUUGUUUGGACCUUUUUGAUGCAAAACAAAUCUGAUGUUCAAUCCAUCCUUCCUCAGUUUUUCACCACUGUCAAGACUCAAUUUUCCACAAAUAUCAAAGCCAUUAGAUCUGAUAAUGCUCCAGAAUUCCAUAUACCCUCUUUAUACACUUCUUUUGGGACUAUCACACAACAUUCUUGUGUUGAAACACCCCAACAAAAUGCAAGAGUUGAAAGAAAACACAAGCACCUACUCAAUGUUGCUAGAAGCUUGUUGUUCCAAUCCCAUUUACCUAUUCAAUUCUGGGGAGACUGCAUUCUGGGAGCAUCUUAUCUGAUAAACCGAACUCCCUCAUCUGUUCUUCCUAAUAAUCUCACUCCUUUCCAAAUGCUUUUCAACAAACCUCCCUCAUACACUCAUUUAAGAGUCAUUGGUUGUCUUUGUUAUGCCUCCACAUUAUAUAGAGGCAGAGACAAAUUCUCACCUCGAGCAACAAAAUGCAUUCUGCUUGGCUAUCCAACUGGAUUCAGAGGUUAUAAGCUUCUAAAUUUGGACACAAGACAGGAAUUUAUUACAAGACAUGUUGUCUUCCAUGAAAAUAUAUUCCCUUUAUCUCAUCUCCCAUCUUCACAGUUUCCUGAUCCUGUUAUACAGCGCAUCAAUCCUCAAACUCCUUCCCUCACUGUGUCUUCAUCUCCUUCUCCAUCUCCUUCUUCCACUCCUCUCUCAUCUUCAAAUAUUCCCUCUGACCUUGCUGAUAAUCAGACUGCUACUCCCACUGUGACAAAAUCUGGUAGACAAACCAAACCUCCACAUCAUUUGACAGACUAUAUCUGUAAUUCUGUCACAUCCUCUUCCAUCUAUCCCAUCUCAACCUACUUCAGCUUCUCCAAACUUUCUCCAGAAUAUCUAAAAUAUGUCAUCACCAUGUCUGCCAUACAUGAACCCCACACAUAUGCCCAAGCUUCUGUUAUAAAAGAGUGGCAAUUGGCAAUGCAUGAUGAGUUAUCAGCCUUGAUUAGAAACAACACUUGGAUAAUUACAGUCCUACCACCUGGGAAAGUGCCUAUCGACUGCAAAUGGAUAUACAAAGUAAAGUAUCAUGCAGAUGCUACUGUAGAACGUUUCAAAGCUAGACUUGUGGCCAAGGGCUUCACUCAACUUGAGGGAAUAGAUUUUUUGGACACUUUCUCACCCGUAGCUAAGCUCACUACUGUCAAAAUGAUGCUUGCUCUAGCUGCAAUAUAUGGCUGGUCAUUAAGCCAUCUAGAUGUUAAUAAUGCGUUCUUAUAUGGUGAUCUAGAAGAGGAGAUUUAUAUGACUAUACC
This is a messenger RNA of Salvia splendens (bonfire salvia), 2957 nucleotides long. RefSeq lists its product as uncharacterized. The coding region runs from base 75 to 1250 and encodes 391 amino acids. The transcript has 2 exons. NCBI's taxonomy places the organism in Eukaryota, Viridiplantae, Streptophyta, Magnoliopsida, Lamiales, Lamiaceae. The record is from RefSeq and is a predicted model, not a curated record.